AAGUAACCGCCAUCUCAAUGGCGACGACUUCUCCAGCUUCGCAGGCGCGCUCUCCGCACUGCACUCCACACUUGUACGACGCACCACCGGCACCACAGCAUCAUCAUGGCGGACCUCGACCAGCGGCUCUCGCGCGAGCUCGCCCGCAUUCUUUUGUGCCCCUACCCGGCGUCCCUCCAGAGGCUCAAUGACAUCCUGGCCGACGCAGACGGUCCCGCAGCGGUGACAGCGUGGAUAGACCAACACCCGUGUCAGGUUGCGAGGCUUUGCUCUGUGGCGACCAACGCCUUGCCACUCUGGCCGUCCAGCCUGAAACUCCUGCAAUGUUUAUGUCACGCCGCCGCUUUUAGAGCAUGUCUGCUGCGUCAGGAGCCUUGCAUGCUGGACGACCUCCUCACAAAGGCCAACGCGUCGCUGCAUGGCUUUCACGAGUAUUCCCAGAUCUGUGUGCUCUUUCUCUCCGAGCCACUUCCAGAGUCGGUCCCACUACCAGCGGCUGCACAGUCUUUCUUCCUGCGCGUUUUUGACGAGGCCUCGCAGACACCAUGCGUCACUAUGCUGGCACCUGUCUACGCCAUGCUAAAGGGGGCAUGCCGUGAUCUCAUCGGCCUUCUACCGCAGAACACUAGAGACGACUUCGACCAGCAGAUAUGCCGCAUACUAGCCUCCAAACAUGCCCAGAAGGACUCUAUGCUUCUACUCUGGUGUCUUGGGAUUGUUGUACUCGCUGAAGGCAUACCAGUGGCCUCUGAGCUGAAAGGCCCUCCGAAUGCAACAUUGCAAGAUGUUCCACCAAUUCUGAAAUCAUCUCAAGAGCGCACAGAGGUCAGAUGGAGCUCUCCAGCCGCUCGGAGGCUGUUCGACUCCGUCAAGGCUAUGACAAAGACUACCACCAUGACUGUCCUUAGUGUCAUCUGGGCAUGCAAGAGCAGUUGUGGGGACGGUAUCACAGAUGCGGAGGCGGCUGAAGGCAUUCGAAUCGCGAUCCGAACUCUGCAAUCCGUGGACGUCGAUGUUCGGCACGAAUGGUCACACAGCAGUUCCCUUACAAAGUCAAUGUUACCGAAAUUAGUCGAAAAGUCCCUUCGCCCGGAAAUCCACCCGUUAGUGCAGCUUGAGGCUUUCGGAUUCUUGGGUACACUCUUAGGCCACGAGAAUAUUCCAAAAGAAGUUGUUGCCCAAUACAAUAGAACCUUAGAGUACAUCUUACUCAAGCCAUUCGCAACAAUACGGGUGGGACUAUCUUUAUCCGUCUCCAUCCCAAUAUUUGCGCAUCGAUUCGAUGACAACAUGUCGAAGAAGUUGUUCCAGGAUUUGCUAAAUGCUACGACCCGUACUAUCUCCGCAGAGCUGCUAGAGGUAUAUCGUGCAUUGUCAUCGCAGCUAACUGCUACCAUGCCCGCUUGUGCCGUACUACGAAAGAGUCUCCUGCUCAGCAUCUCAUCAAAUGACAUGCAACACGCUCUGGACUCUUUCUUAGGAGACGCGAUACCUCCUGGCGAUGUCUUAGACCACAACAGCGGGGACGUCUGCAAUAACCAUGCCGUUGCUUCCAAACGCGCAUUGGUCUCGACUUUACUGAUUAUGAUCCUCACUGCUACAUUAACGACCCAGAUAGACGAAUCUAGAUUGCCAACGAAGAUAGCGAUCUCUCUACUUGAGAUGCAAAGCCGCAUCACUGGUCCGUCAAACACGUGUCCACAAACAAUCGAAACACACCAACUGCGGUCAAGGCUUUCUGUCUUUGAGCAGAGCUGCACUCCUCGAGCUGUGACGGGUCAACCGAACUGGAGAGAUCGGUUAGCUCUCGAUCUUCAACAGCAGUCCGCUCAUCAGAGAGAUAUGAUCGUCCAUACUGUAGCACAAGUUUGCCAGCAGCUGGAGGAACGGUGCGACCAUGUCGAAAAGCCUCUUAGAGAAGAGCAGCGUAAAGUUGAAGAGCUCGAAGCACAAGUCACGAAGUUGAAAGAUCUCGUAUCAACGCUUGAGUCUGAAGCCAUCGAUCGCAAAUUACUGGUCGAUGGCAUUGAAGGCGAACGUAUGCAGUGGGAGCUGGACCUACAACAGGCGGAAUCUCGGAAUGACAGACUCUCGAAUGAAUUCUCGACCUCGUUGGAAGACAUGCGGCAGAAGCUCGAGGAAGCCGAAAGAGAGACGAACCAUACGCGUGCUGGUUUUGAGGCGCGAGAGAUAAAGCUACGAGCCGACCUUCUCUCCACCGAGGAGAUCUUGCAACAGCGCACUGGUCAAGUUGGGUCUCUCGAAAUUCAGAUAAAACAGUUACAAGCCGAUCUGGAGUCCCGAGGCGCCGAAUUGGAACGAAUCAGACAACUACAUGAGUCUCUUACAGUGCAGCUCCACGAACUUCAUGGAGAUUUAGAGCUAGCGCGGCAGGACGGUUCGCGCCAAACGAAUCAGAUCGCUGGUCUUGUCGUAAAGGAAGGUGAGAUCACGACAUAUUUGGAGAACGCCAAACAAGAGCUCGCCGAUAAAACUCGCGCUCUUGAAAAACUUCAUGAGGACCACCUGAAACUAGAGAGCGCCUCGAGAGAUCAGCUGGCAUCUGCGGAGUCAAAGUAUCGGACGGAUUUGGAAAACGUAGCGGCACAGGCAAACGAGGAGGCAGCUCGUCUCAACAAACAGAUCGAGGAUGCUGUUGGUAGAUUCGACGAAUUGAAGCAAACGCACGAAGAGCUGUUACACGAGAUGGAUCUCGACAGGGCUGCGAUCAGCGAAUUGGAGUCCGAGAACGACCAGCUUAGAGACUCCUGUAUAGCUAAAGACGAGGAGCUAGAUGCUCUCAAAGCACUGAAAAAGCGAGUACUCAGCACGAUGGGAGUCGACAGUGCUUCACCGAUGCGGUCGACCCGGUCACAGAACGAAGCCUCCAACCUUGCUCUCAGGCGUCAACGUGAGAUAAGGCCAAGACCCAUGCUACAGCCACACCAGCGCAAUGGUAGUACGGAGCCCUCAGGUGAAGCGAUAACAUCUCGAGGCGCCAGGUCCCCGUCGUCGCCCAUGAUGAGUCCUACAAUGAAGCGAGCAAAGGCAGGCUGCCCGUUUGAAGCUCCUCAAAUCAGUUUGCCUCGCCCGAAUACUGGCGCGCGCACCUCAAAGUCUAUGUAUACCCACAAGGACGUGUCUCAGCGGCGGCCACUGGCUGAUGCGUCGGCACGAGGAAAUCAGUCUCCUCGCCGUCGACGCACCACAAUCGGCUUUGAAAUUACCGAAAAUCAAAAGUCUAUGGGCCAGGAGGACACUAUGGAAUCUGCGUCCUUCCCAAGCGGCAUGUUCACUAGCACGCCUCUGACGCCACAGAGGAGGAAAUCAGAUUUGGGUCAGUUGGAAGGCCGACAGGUUCCUUCCGGCGAGACGACGUGGGAGUUCUAGCGCCCGUUGCGGCUUGCUCAGGGUAUGCGCACGCAUGAUGCUUUUGUGUAACUAUUCCGGCAUCCUGCCUUAGGCGAGACGGCUUCCCAUUGGCACACUUCCAUGAUAUGACAGCUCGUGGUAAUGUUCUUUUUUCACUGGCGA
This is a messenger RNA of Mytilinidion resinicola, 3534 nucleotides long. RefSeq lists its product as uncharacterized. Bases 106 to 3390 code for a protein of 1094 amino acids. The record is from RefSeq and is a predicted model, not a curated record. Lineage: Eukaryota; Fungi; Ascomycota; Dothideomycetes; Mytilinidiales; Mytilinidiaceae. The transcript is spliced from 8 exons.